AUGGGCCCAGCCCCCGUGGGUGGGAACCCCCCACCAGAAAGUCACACCCCGGUGGGUGGGUCGGGACACGCCUCCUCCUCUCCUGCCACUGCCGGUUCCCACGCUACCGGAACCGGGAAGAAGCCAGGCCGGAAGCAGGCCAUUCUGGCCUGUCGGAAGCACGGUCUCCGCUACCCACCGGCCAGGGGGAGGCACCGUGCCCUAACCCAGCCUGCUUCAUCCUCGGAAGAGGAUGAGGAGAGUGGCAGCCCCCGGCAUUCCAACAAGUCGGGGGGGGAACCCAUUUUAUCAAGAUCACCAGUUUCAUCUACAGCGACAAGGGUACCAGCCAGCGGGAAACUGGCGGCGAAGCGCGAGGAGGGGCCGCGCGACAACACCAAGUGGCCCUUCUCAGCAUCCCAGCCUUCCAACCAUCAAGGAGGACGAGUGGCCGCGCGGCCAAGUCCAGCAGUUCAGCGCAGCCACGAGGACGGACUCCGCCUCUUCCGCCGGACAGGUACCCUAAAUCAGGGCAAUCGUCGGGUCCUCCGCAGCAGCGUCACCAUCUCUCUCCAGGAUGAGGACCUGACGAGAGUUUCUGCUGGGUUCCUGGGCCCCCUCCACGACUGUCGGGACACCACCGUGCUCAUCUUAGAAGACUCCUUCAACACGCCGAAUGAAAUCACCAUCUUACCUGAGGUAGUGUGUUUUCCACCAGGAGAGGAGAUCACCGUCUCCGUCAUUUGUAACCAUCCGCCAUUUACUUUAAGGAAAGGAGAUCCUUUUGCUUUGCUUUACGUACUGGACACCCACGAUGACCCGGACACAGAGAGACAUGUUUUCUUCACCCAAAAUGUAUGUAAAGAAAGACCAUUAAUUGAUGCCAAACUUUCUUUCCAGGGAAAGUCGGUGCAGAUGCGGCUCAUGGCAGACACAGGAGCUGAUGUGACCAUCAUCCCCCAGGCGAGGUGGCCCAGCGACUGGGAGCUCGUGCCCCCUUGCGGCAGGAUCUCCGGUGUGGGCGGAGCGGUCCACUCUCUGAGGAGUAGGCAUCUUGUGUGCGUGGAAGGUCCGGAAGGACAAUUGGCAACGACUUUUGUAGCGCAGAUUUUAUCACCUGUGCGUCGGCUUUUCCCUGAGGCCAUCAUCCUGCAUUACAUGGAUGAUGUGCUAGUUUGUGCUUCCAACUCGACAUACCUAAAGGCAACACUGGACAAGACUAUUAAGGCUAUCAAAGCUGCAGGGCUCCAGAUAGCGGAAGAGAAGAUCCAAUUCUCAGCACCAUGGAGGUACCUCGGAUUCCUCAUCACGGGAAGGACAGUGACGCCACAGACACUGACCAUCAACGAGGAUCCGAAGACUCUGCGAGACCUUCAGCAGCUGUGCGUAACGAUCACCUGGAUCCGCCCCCUCCUGGGACUGACGACUGAGGAGCUGUCACCUCUCUUCUGUCUGCUUCAAGGCGACGGAGACCUCGCCUCACCGCGCGAGCUGACACCUGCCGCGCGGGAAGCCCUGCAAGGGGUUGCUGUUGCUCUGAAGUCUCGCCAGGCACACCGCGUGGUCCGGACCCUUCCCGUGAACUUUGCGGUGUUGGACGCUGAGGAUGACUGCCGCCUUGAGGACACCUCUGAAACAUCUGAUGCUCCUGAUCGCCAUCAUCUGGCUGUCACCGGUCAGGAGCUGGAUAGUCCCACAGCUGAGAGAAAACAUAUGGGUCACGCUGGCAAAGUCCUUGAAGCAGGACAACUUCUGCAUGGCCAUGGGAAGUGUGGACAAUCCGUUAUCCACGUGCCUGGUAGGAGUCCCCCUGUCGCCAAACGACUAUCCAUAUGCAGGAAAAAAACCUAAUCCUGUGGACACCUGGGAUGAGUGGACGAGGAUUCUGCCACAUGCACCACAGGAGCCCCAAGAAUUGGACCUAUUGGGCUCCUCUCAGGCAACUUAUUGUGUCAGGUUUAGGUACCAGCCCUCCCAGAAAGACUGGGAUCAAAUGGCUAAACUCCACCCCGCUGGUACCCAAGAAGUAAAAAGACACGAUGUAUCUCCCCACGAUCGGAGAUACCAUGCAGCAAAUUGGUGCAAUUACACCUCGACCAUGGUAUCUAGGUCCUCCUCAGUUCCCAGGGUGCUCCCCAGGGGGGUUUUUCUCAUCUGCGGUGACAGGGUGUGGGCAGGGAUUCCCUCCCAAAUCCAGGGAGGCCCCUGCAGCCUUGGGCAGCUUACCACACUGACACCGAACAAAACCCAAAUUUUAAAUUGGAAAAACGAAAAUAAAUUGGCGCGCAAAAAGAGAUCCUAUAACCAAUUUGACGAAAAUUGUGAUUCAAAAAUUUACAAUUGGGGAAAGACGAAGAGAGUCGCGGUAUCCAUAUUUUUACCGUGGUAUGCCGCAGCAAAGGCCCUCGGUGAGCUUUCUCACCUCGAGUGUUGGCACAGUAAGCAGGCCAACGCCACGUCCGCUGCCCUUUCCGACUUGCUAGUGGACGAAGAAGUCACCCGGCACGCCACACUGCAAAAUAGGGCUGCUAUUGACUUCUUACUGCUCGCCCAUGGCCACGGCUGUGAGGACUUUGAAGGAAUGUGCUGCUUCAAUCUGGCAUCAAAGAGCACAUCCAUCCAAGCUAAUAUCCAGCGGAUCCAAGAGCAAGUUGACGACCUCAAGACUGAGACCUCGACUGUAGUUCCUGUGAAUAAACUGCUAUCUCAAUGGGGUGUCCCAGGGUGGGUUGUUAUCAUCCUCAAGAGACUCUUUUGGAUCUUUCUGAUAAUGUUCAUUAUCUCGGUUGCUUUAUUUUUGUUUAGACGUAUGUUGCUUAAAACGUUGGGAAGUGCUUAUUUAAUAAAUAAAAACGGGGGAGAGGUAGGAGGAGGGGUUGGGGAAGUCAGUCUAGGGUUGCCAUGGGAAACAGCAGUUGUAUGAGUUCUCCACCCCCUUUUGUAAGAGAAUUGUACCCUCCCCCUGUCCUGUCAGUUAUUGUUCAAGUCUGCCCCUUAGCCUAGAAUCUUCUCUGUUCCACGUUUUCCCUUUGGUUCUUCCACCAAGAACACUCCUUUCCCUUUUCCCCACUGGUUAAUGUUAUAUUUCCCCUCCCUUUAGCCUUCUCCCGAUUGUACCCUCGAAUGCUAAACCCUCCUACCCCUACGCAGUAAAAGAAACCUCACCCCGCCCUUCGGGGCUCUUGGAAUCUGCCUCCCUUC
Vidua chalybeata is the source of this 3180-nucleotide messenger RNA. RefSeq lists its product as uncharacterized. Lineage: Eukaryota; Metazoa; Chordata; Aves; Passeriformes; Viduidae. Gene Ontology annotation, biological process: proteolysis; RNA-templated DNA biosynthetic process. The record is from RefSeq and is a predicted model, not a curated record. Gene Ontology annotation, molecular function: RNA-directed DNA polymerase activity; aspartic-type endopeptidase activity; RNA stem-loop binding. The transcript has 4 exons. The coding region runs from base 1 to 1830 and encodes 609 amino acids.